AUCAACAGAAACGACUCCAGAGCCAAGUUUGGCCAACUUUUACGCACACUUCUUACUUUGAAAGACUUAUUUCCCUGUCCAUUUUCCACGGGCUGAUGGUAUUUUUUAUGAAGCCCAUGGGAGCUGAAAUGGAGGUGCGCCUGGGGGCUGAUUUUUUUAACACUAUUCUCAUGGAUUUUUCUUGGCACCUUAAUUUAAAACACACCUAAGACUUUAGUUUUCAAGUUAUAGCCUGAAGCGUCAUUGGAGGCGUUUGGCGCACGGACGUCAAUCCAGUGCCAAGUAGCUGAACAGGAGAAAGAACUUCUCCGCAUGAAGCGUUGGAUUAAUGUGAACUAAAAACAAGAAGUCGUCACUAAGAAUAUAAUCUGGAUUCCGUGAUGUGUAUUUGAGAAGUUUCCCCGAUCCGAAUUGAUUUCGUUCGGACAAGGGGAGACUUUAAUGGAUUUUUUAUGUGGGACCCGCUAGGAUGGACGUGGUAGAUGAAACAGAAGCGUUACAGAGAUUUUUUGAAGGUCAUGAUAUUAUCAGUUCUCUGGAGCCAGCCAACAUCGACACCAGUAUCCUGGAAGAGUACAUCAGCAAGGAGGACGAUAGCACUGACAUCUGUUUCUCAGAGGUCCACAGUACCCCAGGACCAAAUUACUCAUCUCCCCAGGCAGGAGCGUCCUCCUCUGGGGGGUUGGUGUGUGGUGUGAGUCCCCCUAUCCCACUGCGCCAAGGAGCCCCUACGCCUGGGCCUCCUAACUGUCAGAACGCCUACCCCCCAGGUCCAUCCCUGGGCCUCCGACACAACUACCUCUGCCUGGGACAGCAGCAGCAGCAGCAGCAGCAACACCAACACCAGCAGCAGCAGCAGCAGCAACAGCAGGCUCACGUCAAGCCCGAGCACAGGGGCCACUACGCUCCAGGGACACUACCUGAGUCCCCCCCAGACUCCAGCUCAGAGCCAUACUCUCCUCAGCAGGUGAAUGAUCCUCAUAUGAUUAGGACCAUGACACCAGAGAACAUGUGUCACAUGACUCCAACACCACCCCUCCCACCACAUGGGCACUAUCCCAGCAUGCACCGGGACAUGUACCUGAAGCCUGAACCCAUGAUAUCCCAGUAUCCCAUUGGUCCAGCCACAAGCGGAAGUGGAGACAUGCAGCAGACUCAGAUGCUCCAUCAGCUACUGCAGCAUCCUCAGGGGCAGGACGGCAUUCCUGUUCACCAGGCCAAGAAGAGGAAGCACUCUGACUCCCCCAACAGCACCCUCAAUUCCCAAAUCCUCACAGGUAUCAUCAAACAAGAACCAGGUUUAAUGCAGGAUGCAGACAACGCCUACCUGGACCCAAACUAUCAGUGCAUUAAGUGGCAGCCUCACCAGCAGAACAAGUGGACACCACUGUAUGACGCAAACUGCAAAGAGCUUCCAAUGCCAACCUACCGUGUCGAUGCUGACAAGGGCUUCAACUUCUCCUUGGCUGAUGAUGCCUUUGUCUGCCAGAAGAAGAAUCAUUUCCAGGUCACAGUAUAUGUAGGCAUGCUGGGAGAACCCAAGUACAUCAAGACAAGUGAGGGCCUGCAGCCCAUCGACUGUUUCUAUCUCAAACUCAACGGAGUAAAGGUGCGCGGAGGCGAAACAGUGGAGGCCAUGAAUCAGUCUAUCAGUGUGGAGCAGUCACAGUCUGACCGCAGCAAGAGACCCUUUAAGCCAGUGCUGGUCACCCUGCCCUCAGAGCAGGUCACAAAGGUCACAGUGGGGCGGCUGCACUUCAGCGAGACCACAGCAAAUAACAUGAGGAAGAAGGGCAAACCAAACCCUGACCAGAGGUAUUUCAUGUUGGUGGUGGCUUUGCACGCUCAGUCCCACAGUCAGAGCUACACUGUGGCUGCCCAAGCGUCUGAGAGGAUCAUCGUCAGGGUAACGUCUGGCCAUGCAUCCAACCCAGGCCAGUUUGAAAGUGACAAUGAGGUGCUGUGGCAGCGUGGCCAACUGCCGGACUCAGUCUACCACCACGGGAGAGUCGGCAUCAACACCGACCGGCCGGACGAGGCUCUUGUUGUCCAUGGCAAUUUGAAGGUCAUGGGCUCCCUGGUUCAUCCGUCUGACAUCAGGGCCAAAGAAAAUGUCCAGGAGGUCGACACCACAGACAAUUUGAAACGGAUUUCUCAGAUGAGGCUGGUCCAUUAUCAGUACAAGCCUGAGUUUGCUGCCACCGUGGGCAUAGAGAACACUGCAGAGACUGGCGUCAUCGCUCAAGAGGUUCAGCAGAUCCUGCCUGAAGCAGUGAAGGAGGGGGGUGAUGUGGUGUGUGCCAACGGAGAAACUAUCCCCAACCUGUUGGUGGUCAACAAGGAGCGUAUCUUCAUGGAGAAUGUGGGAGCGGUGAAGGAGCUGUGUAAGCUGACAGACAACCUGGAGACCCGUAUAGACGAACUUGAGCGCUGGAGCCGCAAACUGGCCAAGCUGCGACGCCUUGACAGCAUGAAGAGCACCGUGAGUGGAGGCACUGUCAGCCAAUCAGGGAGUUAUUUCAGCAGAACAGGAAGUGGCCCACUCAAGAAGAAGACAGUCAAACCUGGGAGCAAGAAUUUGCUUCCAGAUCAAGGCUGCAUCAGCCAGAGGUUCAUGCAGGGAACCAUCCUGGCACUGGUCAUUGUCAUGGCCUUCAGUGUCAUUUCCAUGUCCGUCCUUUAUGUGUUGACUCUUCACCAUAGAGGAGACGUCACAGAGAAAGAUGGGUCCAGAGCUGCACUGGGAUCCUCACGCAAGAGUCCAUACACUCCUCUGUCCACCACCCCUGCACCAGCUUGCUGUUCAACUUCAGCCAUAAACAACCAAUCAGCUACAGUUUUGACAUUGAGUAACAACCAAUCCACGCCAGAUUUAGGUGGCCCAGUUCCCACUCCAGGCUAUAUUAAUCAGAAGGCCAAGUCCAGAUCAAUGGACAAGGAAGGCCGCAAUAGAAACCGCCUGAGUCACACCUCAGCACCUUUGUACUUUGCCAAAUCCAAAAAGCCGGCACCUACAGACCUGGGUGGAGUGGGAGCUGCCAACCGCCUGCCCCCAGGUCAGCCGCCACAGCCACGCAGACAACGCAGCCUACACACAAAGGGAGGAAGGUCAGCUCCCUCUCUGACUAGUCUACAUAUCGUGGAGACAAACCAAGAGAUUACAGCACGAAGUUGCGCCACACCUGAAAGCUGCAGCUACACAGUAUCACUCCAUGGAAACAGAAAUUCCUCCUUGUCACAAAUCACUUUGCACAUGACGUCCACGAUCAGCGUGUGGGUUCGACAAUGUGGAGCCACCAAGGGACGUUUAUGCCCCAACCACACAGAGACAGAGCUCUAUGGUGGACAGAGUACAUCAACAAAGGGGACUCAUCACCUGUGGUCAGUGCCUGUGCUGUCCUUCCAGGACGUCACGUAUCACUUCCGUGUUUCCCUGUCUAGUGAAGUCAGCUGUGCCACUGAAGGAGAAGCCUCAUCAUACUCUGACUACCAUUUUCUCAUUCAAAGCAGCUGCGUGUGAGAAGGAAGACGACGUGUCCCAGUGCCUUUACGAUACACUACGUAUUUCCUGUAUGGUUGCGUUUGUACGCUGUUGUGAUGGGAUAGGGUUUUGUCUUGUUAUUGUACAUUAUUUUUAAAGAUAUUCAUACAGAACAAACUAUAUACCACCGUCCCCACUGUAAUCCCCUCCAUAUGUAUAUGCAUUAAGACAUCUCUUUUUGCUGAGUUUGAAACACUGUUUUUUCUUCUGUCACUGAAAAUAUUUUAGAUUACUGUAAUAUGACUGUUGUGUCACUGUUAACUGAGUCCAUGAGUGUAUCGCUCAUUUGAUUAAUGAUCGCCAAGUCUUCCAUACUUACAAGCCAUAAUUACUUUUUCAUCCGAAUCCCACUUUUUAAAUGAAGUCCAGGCAAAGAUACUGUAGAAGACGCUGCGCACAUUUUUGUUUCUGUAUGUACACUGAAACCAGUGUCGACUGGAAACAAAAACACUUUUCAAUAGUUUGAUACACUGGAGAGAAGAUAACUGGCCUCUGCUGAAGGCCUCAGUGAAUAGUUGCAACUCGCACUGGAAAUAUACCUCAGUAGUGCACACUGGCAAAUCCUGGGUCUCUACAGUGGAGCAUUGUGUCUGAGGCUGCUGCAGCCGGCUAGACUGUCUGCUGUCUCCUCACGCAGAAUCUGACUGAACACUGCACAGAGAGGGACGUACUGUGCAGUAUUUCUAUCUCAGUUGUGACAUUAAAGGUCCAGUGUGUAGGAUUUAAGGGGGUAUGUUGGCAGCAAAUUGAGUAUAAUAUAGUAAGUAUGUUUUCUUUGGUGUAAAAUCACCUGAAAAUAAGAAUUGUUUGUUUUCGUUACCUUAGAAUGAGCCGUUUAUAUCUACAUAGGAGGUGGGUCCUUGUCCAUGGAGAUCGCCAUGCUGCACCACCAUAUUUCUACAGAGGCCUAGAACAGACAAACCAAACACUGGCUCCAGAUAGGGCCAAUCACUUUUUUGCGUCAGCCAACGUAGUUAGCAGCCCCUCCAUGAUGAGAGCGUAGGAGAAACACUGAUUUGUAACAUGAUACUGCUUUAUUCUGUGUUUUUUCUGGUUUAAACCACCAGGUCUAUUUGUUUUGAAGAAGAAGAGACCUGUGCUGAUAAUUCUGCCUCCGGUAAAAACCUCCUGAAUAUCUGGUGAGCACACACUGGCUGGUGCUGGGUGGGUGGCCCGUCUCUGACAUGCCAAAUAGGCUCAAAGAAACAGAUUUAUAACAUGAAACUGUUUUUUUGGGGGGUGUUUUUACUGGUUUAAAUAACCUAAUCUUUUUGUUCUGGAGAGGAAGAGACCUGUCGAUAUUUUGGCUCCUGGAUAAAAAUCUCCUGAAUGAUGAACACUGAAGAUAUUCUAACUGGGGGAAAUUUCAGUUGGUUGCAGUUUGCAGUCCUCACCACUAGAUGCCACUAAAUACCCCAAAAUCUUACACACUAAACCUUUAAAUAAAACAUCAAAUUGUUACAUUAUGAUUCUGCAUGCCCAAACCCUUAGUAUCCUUCCUUAAAUGAAGGCAUAUAAGCCACACUUACUUCAGCAGAUUCACUGGAAGACAUGCGAUAAGACUGGACAAGUAAACAAAUCACUGGAAAUGAGCAUGUAGAAACACUGACUGCUUUUAGCAUCUGAUAGUGGAAAUCCAACAAGUCCAACACUGACAAUAUUUCAACAAACACUGGAAUAGCUUACACUGUAUUUUGCUAACUGGACAGAAUGCUGGCAAGGCAAUAAAUGGCAUAUAUCAUUUCAGGUGCAUGCCCAAUCAUUUCUCUAAAAUGAUGCAUCUCAGCUCAGAGGCGACUCAAAUGCUGCCUCAGCUAUGGAAAUUCCAUUUUAAUGGCUUCAUCAUAAAGCUGAGAGGGAGUUGCAUUUAUUUAUGCACACUGCAGAGAUAAAAAUUGGAUAUUAUACACUGGACUGUUUGUGUAUUUCUCUGGAUGUUUCUGAAUAAUUAUCCUGUGUUUAUACAAUUAAGAAUAUGCAGUGAUAACACUUUGAGUAUAACUGACUUGUAUGAUGUUUUCUUUUCUAUUAUCCUUUCUCGCCUUAAAGCCAUCCUCUAUUCACUCUCACCACCAUGCUCUUGUUGCUUUUGUCAAAAUUUGUUUUUAAAUCCAUAUUCCAUAUGUGUCUGUAUUCAUAAAGACGAAAUGCAAUAGUGUAUCUCACAUGUAAAAUCAAUAUUAAAUAGGAAAAACAGCCAUCAGACAAAGGUUUAUGGAAUUUAUCAUAAUAUUAAGACACUGUACAAUGCUUUCAAUAUACUUAUUAUGACUUCAGUGGGUGUAGUGUACUAUUUUAGCUUAUUUAUAAUGCACCAGCUAGCAUAAUGAAAACCACUGUAGCACUUUUUGCACUGUAUAUAUGGACUGCUUUUGCUCUAUCCAGUGCACCAGACUGUUUUCAUAUACUGUGGUAGAACUGCAUUACAUGUAACUGUAUAGCCUCAUUUGUUACUACCAAUGCUCCUUUUUAUCUCGUGUUUUAUCAUAUUGUUUUUAUAGUUAAUAUUUUUUUGGGGGGGUUGUUGUAUUAUCAAUAAUGUAUUAACUUUUAGCUAAUGGAGCCCAGAGAUAAUUGAUAAGUAUGUAAACACACACACACACACACACACACACACACACACACACACACACACACACACACACACACACACAUUUCUAAUUUUAGCACUAUUUGUUAAGAGAAAAUGCCAUAACACUUAAACUCGUUGAGUACUUUAAUAUCACUACUUUACCUUUUUAGGCCAUUUUAUCAUUACAUUCAAAGCCUUUUGUCAAAAAUAUGCUGUAAUACAAUGUAAAUGCAUGUAGUAAAUAAAUUUGUGAU
Molecule: messenger RNA, 6367 nt
Organism: Epinephelus moara (kelp grouper)
Lineage: Eukaryota; Metazoa; Chordata; Actinopteri; Perciformes; Serranidae
Gene: myrf
Product: myelin regulatory factor
Exons: 26
Coding region: 470-3520 (1016 amino acids)
Biological process (GO): central nervous system myelin maintenance; protein autoprocessing; positive regulation of DNA-templated transcription
Cellular component (GO): nucleus; endoplasmic reticulum membrane
Molecular function (GO): DNA-binding transcription factor activity; sequence-specific DNA binding
Source: RefSeq, a predicted model, not a curated record